AUGCCUGGUUUCUCGCAGGCUACAGACCUGGGUGCUUGGAAGGAGCUCCAGGAGCACCACAACUCCCUUGGACGCAACAUUGUCCUGAAGGAAUACUUCGAGAAGGACCCCCAGCGCUUCGAGAAGUUCAGCCGCACCUUUAACAACACAGUGGACAACUCGGAGAUCCUCUUUGACUUCUCCAAGAACUUCCUUACUGAGGAGACUUUGUCUCUCUUGGUCAAGCUUGCCAAGGAGGCAGGUGUCGAGGAGCUCCGUGAUGCCAUGUUCAACGGUGAGCCCAUCAACUUCACCGAGAACCGUGCUGUCUACCACGCUGCUCUCCGCAAUAUCACCAACCAGCCCAUGCAGGUUGAUGGCAAGAGCGUUGUUGAGGAUGUCAACGCCGUGCUGGAGCACAUGAAGGAAUUCUCCGAGCAGGUGAGAAGCGGCGAGUGGAAGGGUUACACCGGCAAGAAGAUUCAGACUAUCGUCAACAUUGGUAUCGGUGGUUCGGAUCUUGGUCCUGUUAUGGUCACGGAGGCCCUUAAGCCAUACGGCGCCAGAGACCUCAAGCUGCACUUUGUCUCCAACAUCGACGGAACCCACGUUGCAGAGGCCCUCAAGGAGUCUGACCCUGAAACCACCCUCUUCUUGAUUGCCUCCAAGACCUUCACCACCGCUGAAACAUGCACCAACGCCAACACCGCUAAGAGCUGGUUCCUCGAAUCCGCCAAGGACGAGUCUCAUAUCGCCAAGCACUUCGUUGCUCUUUCUACCAACGAGGCGGAGGUCACCAAGUUCGGUAUUGACAAGAAGAACAUGUUCGGUUUCGAAUCGUGGGUUGGCGGCCGUUACUCCGUCUGGAGUGCCAUCGGCCUUUCCGUCGCCCUCUACAUUGGCUACGACAACUUCCACCAGUUCCUUGCCGGUGCUCACGCCAUGGACAAGCACUUCCGGGAGGCACCCCUGGAACAGAACAUCCCGGCCAUUGCUGGUUUGUUGAGUGUCUGGUACAGCGACUUCUUUGGCGCUCAGACUCACCUGGUGGCACCUUUCGACCAGUACCUGCACCGCUUCCCCGCAUACCUGCAGCAACUCUCCAUGGAGAGCAAUGGCAAGGCCAUCACUCGCUCUGGCGAUUACGUCAAGUACACCACAGGCCCCAUCCUGUUCGGUGAGCCCGCCACCAACGCCCAGCACAGCUUCUUCCAGUUGCUCCACCAGGGAACCAAGCUUAUUCCCUCGGAUUUCAUCAUGGCUGCUGAGUCCCACAACCCCGUCGAAGGCGGCAAGCACCAGCGCAUGCUUGCUUCCAACUUCUUGGCUCAGUCAGAGGCUCUGAUGGUUGGCAAGACCCCCGAGCAGGUUAAGACUGAAGGUGCUCCCGACAACUUGGUGCCUCACAAGACUUUCCUCGGAAACCGACCCACAACCUCCAUCCUGGCCCAGAAGAUCACACCCUCCACACUGGGUGCUCUGAUCGCCUACUACGAGCACCUCACCUUCACUGAGGGUGCCGUCUGGAACAUCAACUCCUUCGACCAGUGGGGUGUUGAACUCGGCAAGGUCCUCGCCAAGAACAUCCAGAAGGAGCUCGAGACUGCCGAUGCUGGCGCUGACCACGAUGCUUCCACCAGUGGUCUGCUGCUUGCCUUUAAGAAGAAGGCUAACCUGGCAUAG
Molecule: messenger RNA, 1662 nt
Organism: Aspergillus wentii DTO 134E9
Lineage: Eukaryota; Fungi; Ascomycota; Eurotiomycetes; Eurotiales; Aspergillaceae
Product: glucose-6-phosphate isomerase
Exons: 2
Coding region: 1-1662 (553 amino acids)
Biological process (GO): gluconeogenesis; glycolytic process; glucose 6-phosphate metabolic process
Cellular component (GO): cytosol
Molecular function (GO): glucose-6-phosphate isomerase activity; monosaccharide binding; carbohydrate derivative binding
Source: RefSeq, a predicted model, not a curated record